CCUAUAUAUAUAUUUAUAUAUAGAUAUAAGAUGUGCGACCAACCUCUGCAUCAGCUGGUUCAAAAACAGAAAUCUUAACCUAAAAAUGCAAAAAUCUUUCGAGUUAUCAAAACAUGUGUGCAAAUCUACGAAAAUGGUUGAUAAAAAUGUUGAUGAUUUCAAAGUUAUUUGAUUUGUGUUGAAUUUAUUAAAUUUAAAAUGAAUUCAAAGAAAAUGAUUCCUAUCCUGACAAAAGAUUCAGAAAGUAAAGAUGGAGAAGGUAGAGCACUUAUCAAAGUUAUGGAUCGGCCAACAUUUAUUUUAAAAACUAGGGAAGGUGAAAGUAGAGCAGUGUCUCCCAGUCAACGGAAUGGCAACAAAAAAGAAUCUGAUGGCCAUUCAAAUAUUUUAAGUAAAUCACUUGACGCUCGAGCUGUCUUAUCUAUUUGCCCAGAAUUGACCAAUUGUAUUAAAUUUAUGGAUGAAAAUAUGCAAUUGUGUGAAAGUCCAUUGGAUUAUUUAUAUGAUCAACAAGAUUUUUUAGUCGUUGGUUGUAUAGGUGCACAAGGGGUUGGGAAGUCUACAAUAAUGUCUCUUUUGACUGCUAAUUACACAUCUAAUAUUUUUCCGGUUCAAGGAUUGUCACAUCAUGAAAGUGGUUCUAAUUGCACUAGUGGUAUAGAUUUUUAUGUUACGAAAAAUAGAGUUAUUUAUUUGGACACACACCCAAUAUUGUCUGGUUCUGUAGUUGAUUAUUCAUCAUCUUUUGAGCAGAAAAAAAAUACAAGUGAUUUUGUUGGCAAUGAAUCAAAUUUGGAACUCCAGUCUUUACAGUUUAUAGCAUUUUUAUUUUCAGUUUGCCAUGUAGUUAUAUUUGUUCAAGAUUGGUUUGUUGAUCCAAAUCUUAUAAGAUUUCUUCAAGCAGCAGAAAUGUUAAAGCCAUCAUCAACUACUACCAUGGAUCAAGAUUACGUAGAAUACUAUCCACAUAUACUGUUUUUACAUAAUAAAGCAGAAGUUCUGGAUUUUAUGCCAAGCAGUAUAGAAAUGAUGAGAGAUUUCUAUAACAAAACCUUCUCUUCUUCACGAUUACAAACCCAUAGUGGUCUUGAUAUGAGUUUGUGCCCUGUUGAAAAUCAAUUGAAUCUAUUUCUCAUACCAUUAAUUUCUAAAAACACUCAAUCAUCUUUUCAUGAAAAUGAACAGCAAUUAAUUGAAAAAUUAAGGAGAAAAAUACAUGGUGUCACCAGAAAUGCGAUGACACCAUCUAAUCUGACUGAAAAAAAUUGGUAUCAUUACGUCUCUAAAGUUAUGGAGGCUAUUAAGAAAAGUCAUCUUUCUUCCGAGUAUGGCCGAUUAAUGCCUUGAAAUAAUUGAUGUUCUUCAUCUUGAAGAGGAAAUAAACAAGUAAAAAAUGUCAUUUGCUUCUGAUGAAAGAAGAUGAAUGAACUCGGUGCAACAAUUUAAAAUGAGUUCACGAGACUCAUUGGCUACUCGGACAUGGGGUAGGAUUUCCUUAAUCAUUUUGUUGAUAGAUGCUCGAGGCAAAGUCAACUCAUCAUCUUCUGGUGGUGACAUUCCAGCCGAGGCCAUUUGUAUACCUGCAAUUCAUUAAUUAAUGAAACUGGUGUUUAUGCAAAAGUUUUCUUAAUAAAAUCAAUCAAGUUGUUAAAAAAAUUUUCUCAUUUCUCGAAUUAAAAUUAAUUUGUAUAGUACUUGGAAAGUUACUGAACUAAUGUAACUAUUAUUAUAUUAAUUACGAUUAAAAUUUAAAAAAAAUAUAUUUUUUAAAUGCUUCUUAUGA
This is a messenger RNA of Nasonia vitripennis (jewel wasp), 1783 nucleotides long. Its product is annotated as protein SMG9. NCBI's taxonomy places the organism in Eukaryota, Metazoa, Arthropoda, Insecta, Hymenoptera, Pteromalidae. Gene Ontology annotation, biological process: nuclear-transcribed mRNA catabolic process, nonsense-mediated decay. The transcript is spliced from 10 exons. Bases 199 to 1347 code for a protein of 382 amino acids. The record is from RefSeq and is a predicted model, not a curated record.